Hemicordylus capensis (graceful crag lizard) is the source of this 4978-nucleotide messenger RNA. RefSeq names its product target of EGR1, exonuclease (gene TOE1). The transcript is spliced from 8 exons. NCBI's taxonomy places the organism in Eukaryota, Metazoa, Chordata, Lepidosauria, Squamata, Cordylidae. Gene Ontology annotation, molecular function: metal ion binding; snRNA binding; 3'-5'-RNA exonuclease activity. Gene Ontology annotation, cellular component: Cajal body; cytoplasm. Gene Ontology annotation, biological process: snRNA 3'-end processing. Bases 486 to 2117 code for a protein of 543 amino acids. The record is from RefSeq and is a predicted model, not a curated record.
UUGGAGUGGGAUCUUGGGGGCUGAGGGAGCUCCUUAUGCAGGCUGCGCAUUUCCUUUGGUGGGCUGGUUGUUCAUUCGCAAGGAAACGGCAGAGGAACGAGUAAAGAGGCACAUCUUUAAAGUGGUGAUUUUCUUUAUUUAGCGGGGGAGAGCAACUGGCCCUAUCCAUCCCCAGUGGCAUCUCUCCAGUGGCUGUUGCUAGUGUCUGUCUUAUGUUUCUCUUGUAGAUUAUGAGUCCUUGGGGACAGGGAGCCAUUUUAUUUAUUUAUUUCAUUAAAUCUAUGUAAACCACUUUGGGAACUUUUGUUGAAAAGCAGUAUAUGAAUAUUCAUCAUAUUCAUAUUAGUCUAGUCCACAAGCUGCGUCAUGUGAGUGCUGCUGUGUUUGCUUUGCACUAUUACUUUCUCACUGUGGGCUGUGAUGGGUCAUGGGAGGAAGCUCCUGGUUGCUGUUGCUAUUCCUGAGAAGCCGGGAGUUUGUAAUCUAUGAGCUGUGUGAGGAUGACUUCCUUGAAGGUGCCGGUCAUUGAUGUUCAGAAUGAUAAUUUCAAGGAGCUGUGGCCGUCCAUGCUGUUGGCCAUCAAAACUUCUAGCUUCAUAGCUAUUGACACGGAGCUUAGUGGGCUUGGAACAAGAAAAAGUUUGUUGAACCAAUGUAUUGAAGAACGAUACAAAGCUGUUUGUAAUGCUGCCAGAACACGCUCCAUCUUGUCUCUAGGGAUUGCUUGUUUCAAACAGCUGCCUGAUAAGUUGGAGAACACAUACCUCUCCCAGAUCUACAACCUCACCCUGCUCUGUAUGGAGGAUUAUAUCAUUGAACCACAGUCAGUUCAGUUCCUGGUGCAACAUGGCUUUGACUUCAACAAGCAAUAUUCACAAGGCAUUCCCUAUCAUAAGGGCAAUGAUAAGGGAAAUGAAAACCAUAAGCAGACAGUCCGUACUUUCUUCCUGGAACUAAUCCGAGCCAAGAAGCCCCUUAUCCUGCACAAUGGCUUAAUUGAUUUGGUGUUCCUAUAUCAGUGCUUCUAUGCUCAUCUACCUGACAACUUGGGCACCUUUACUGCUGAUCUUUCUGAGAUGUUUCCAGCUGGCAUCUAUGAUACUAAAUAUGCCUCUGAGUUUGAGGCACGCUUUGUGGCUUCUUACCUGGAGUAUGCCUACAAAAAGUGCAAACGAGAGAACUGCAGGUUGAAGGAUUCCAGCAAGCAGCACCUCAGCAUAGAGUUCUGCAACUAUCCUUCCAGCAUAGCUUCCUACAUUGACUACCGCUUCUGUUCUCUUUCUGAUGCCAGUCAAUCAGGAAUUGACAGUGCAAAGAAAGUCUCUAUCUGCCAGACAUUUUCUGCCUAUGGCUGGUGCCCAGAUGGGCUGAAGUGUUCACAGUCUCAUGACAUCGACCUAAUCAUUAAUGAAGAUGAGAACCACAAAGAGGAGAAGCAAAAGAAAAAGAGGCAGAAAUGGAAACGACGGAAGAAUUUUGUGGAGCCCCCCAAAGAACCUGAGUUAGAAAGUUCUGAGAAGGAUGGAGAGGUGGCUUGGAAUACAGAGGAUGGUCCCCCAUCCAAGCAGUCCUGUUCUGGCCACUUGGUUGCUUCUACUGCAGAUUGCCCAGCUACAGACACUCAGGCUAGUAAUGAAGAGAGUUCUAUGGAUGUGGAACGAGAACUAGGGUCUGAAAGUGCAGCUGAUGCCAAGAUGGAUGAGAAGCAAGCCACUGCUACAGAUGAGGGCAGCACUUUAUCACCAUCCAAAGACGGGCAGGAGGAGAGGGCAGCAGGGACUGAAAAAUUGGGGUCAAAAGGCCAGAUAGAGAGUGCCUCUGCAGUGGUCUCUUUACAUAUUACAGAGAACCCAGUGGCACCUCUGCCUGGCCGUUCAGAGGGGGGCAUUCAUCGGGCUGGUUUUGAUGCCUUCAUGACGGGUUACAUCAUGGCAUAUAUUCACAUGCUAAAGAAUAAUGAACACAGAGACUCAAGUGAGAGGCCUUGGUUGCCAGAUUGCCACAACAAACUGUAUCUCAGUGGGAAGUCUGUGCCCCUUCAGAUUGUGAAAAGUUUGUUUUCUAAAUCCUCAAAAGCCCACAGUCAGAAGAUGAAGUUGGCUUGGGCCACUGCCUAGAGCAAGGCGCCCUGCCAGCUCUGACACAUAACAACUGGAGGCAGAGCAGCUUCUUCCAGCCACAAUUCUCAAAUCAGAUUAGUGUUAUAGACAUUAGACAUCAAUGGCUUAAGAGCAGCAGCCUGUAUAUGGCUUUCUUCUGAAACAUCAGCAUAAUUAAAUUGCUCAGUACCAGAUUUUCAUUUCUUGUUUUAUGUUCACUGGGCCAGGCAGUGACUUUCAAUAGGAAUUUGCUGCAAGAGCUAGAGGCUGCUUUAAUUUAUAGAUAUCUAAUUUAUCUGCUCAAUAUAGGGCCCACUCAUCCAUCCAAACAGUGCAAUAAAAAGUAGCCCUGUUCUCUUGACCAGCAAAAUCACAUCUCUUGCUGCUAACAUCAUAGGCAGUCUAUAUAAUCUAAUAUUCAGACUGGCAAAGCACAAUCUUAUUUUUCCACAGUGGAGAAUUGCAGGGAUUAUAUGAACUACUGCUCAACUGACAAGCCAGUUUUGAGGACUGAAUUUCUGAGUUGCUUGGAUGCAAGAGUAGUAACUGAAGUUCUGCUCUCUGAGAUAUCUUGUGGCAGCUGUGUUGGAGACCACCCUGGAAGUCUAGUGCAAGGCCUUCCUAUUCACAGAAACCAAGAGUUUCUACUGACCAGAGGUGGUCUUGUUAAUUUUUUUUCUUAAGUAAGCCAGGCUUGGCACUUGGAGUAAGGAUAAGAAAUAGCUGUUUUUCAAGCAAACUUAAUUCCUUGUAGGACAUUUGUAGUAACAUAUGCCAUUUGUAAACAACUAAAGGUAACACUGGUUCUUGUCCAUGUUUGACCCCUUUGAUAGAGAGACUGGUUUCUUUAUUUUUUAGCAAUAAGGAUGAAAUUCUCUUGUCACAGAAAGUGGAAAAAUGACAUCUAUGUUACAGGCAUCUGUUGAGGGAAGUACAGGAGGGUCAAGAGCAUGAAGACUCCAACAGAGAAUUUCAGAAACAGAUUCAAUACUUGUCUACUAUUAGGAGCGUGCACAAAACCAGUUUGCCCAGUUCGAGUCUGAACUGGACUUGAACCAAACUGGGCAUGUUCAGUUUUGUGGAACCAAACCACCACCACUACCCCGGCUCAUAUUUGAGCCGGUUUGAGGGUUCUAAAUUUUUUUAAAAAAUAAUUCUAACACCACUGUGGGUCUGGCGGCCUUGGUGGGUGCUGGCGUGGCGCAUCAGAACUAAGGGAUCUCCUUAGUCUCUACCCCCCGCCUGCCAGCCUCCCCCCCCAGUCCUGCAACAGCUGUUCUGGCUGGGGAAAGGGUCAGAACGGCCUGAAAACAGGCUGAAAUGGUCCUUGCCAGACCAGGGGGAGGCCAGUGAGGGGAGAAGGAGACUAAAGAGACCUCCCCACCACCGCAGCUGUGCCAGUACCCACCCCCUGAGGCUGUUGGACCCACAGCAGUGAGUAAAAAUUGUUUUUUAAAAGUUUAGAACCCCCAAACCAGCCCCCGAGGUCGAGCCGAACCAGGCCCAGUCUGCAUUGAGGGCAAGUCCUCAGUUUUCAGUUCAAUGGUGAAUCAGCUCGACCUCAAGCAGGACCGCUCAUUCCUAGCUGCUACACGACACCAUAGCUUGCUUAGUGGUAAAGUUUGCUAUGGGGAUGGGUUACUUUCAAAGCCUGGAUUUUUUAUUUAUUUUUAAAGCAUAGAACUGAGGUAGAAACCAGACAGGCAUUAAAAACCAAAGAUGAAACAAUUUUAAUUUGCUCACAAAGGAUGGAACUCUGCAGUUGCAGCAAGAGAAGAUAGCAAUGAAUUAAUACUCUAAUCUCAUGUUUCUCUUCCUUAGUCCACUUGAUCUCAUGCUUGGUCAGUUAGCUUACCUCAAACAGAGUUGUUCAGGCCUUCAAGUGUAUCAGGUAAAACCUACUGGAAAACUGAAUACAAAAAUCCACUCAAAUAGUACCUUUAAAGUCUGGUCUUCACAGCCACCUGGAACUUGAGCAUGUAUUUCCUUUGCCACAAUGAAGAAAAAACUGGUUUGCUAUUUAUCUAUAAAAGAGGCUUUUAAACCUAGUUGACUUCCCCAUGAAUAGCUACAGGAGGAAAGGGAAACCUGUUCUUUGCAGCCUCUUUCUCUCCUCAGGGCAGAUAAUGGGUUGUAUCUAAAGAAAGUUAAUCAUGACCAAGUCCCAUUGAAAUUAAUGGGGCUGUAUUUAGUUGUGACCAACUUGACUCAAUUGAUUUCCACUGGUAUCUGUCAUGAAUAGUUUUCUUUGAAUACAACUCAGUGAUUUAUAUUUACAUUCUAAAGCUACCUUUCACAGACCGGUCUCAAGGCAACUUACAAUAAGUUAAAAAUAGCAAAUACCUAUACAGUAUGGGGCCAACAGUUAAACAGAGCAAAAACUAAUAGUGCAGCAUAAAAUUACACAAGUCUAGAAGAAUACUGGAAUAAAAAUGACAGCCAUCUGCUUCCAGUAUCAUUGUCUGGAGGCUUGGAUAAAGGAAACACCCUGCAACAGUUUAGGGAACCCUGGCAGACAUUCCAAGAAAGAAGAGUGCUCCAAUUCCUUGAGCAACUACUGAGAGGUUAAUGACAGCAACUGUCUUCAGCUAGCUAUGGAUACAGUGACAUGCCCCCACCUUGCCCUGUUACAGAGUGACCUCCAGCUGAUCUAGUUGUCAGAUUCUUACUUAUCCUUCGGUCAAGUCCUGCCAGUAAGUAAAACCUUCUUUGUCUACAAAGAACUACGGCAGGUUAGGCACAGUGUCUCAAUCUGUCUAUGAUAUUAUCCUCUGGAAGCCACCUCAUCUAUGUAAAUGUUGCCUUUCCAUCUUUUACCUUUUGUUUCAUCUUGCUAGUGGUUUUCUUUUCUGCUUCAAUAUUUAAUCUGCUUGCUGCUA